Messenger RNA from Ciona intestinalis (vase tunicate), 1974 nucleotides. The record is from RefSeq and is a predicted model, not a curated record. Lineage: Eukaryota; Metazoa; Chordata; Ascidiacea; Phlebobranchia; Cionidae.
AGCAACUGAUGUUAAACACUGAUGGUUUUGGAUCCAAGACCACAUUAGAUGACCGAGUGGAAUCAAACUUACAAACCAAUGCCAACAUGCGUAGCUACUUCUCGCCUGAUUUAAAAAUCGAGGGCCAAUUUCUUACAGAUGAUGAUGAAUAUUACUGGUCUAAUGUUCAUACCAACACAUGGGACUGUCUGAUGAGGAAAUAUGGUCGUUAUGGUUUCCCAGAGCUAGCUUUGAUCACAUUCUGGAUGUGUACUGUGUGUGUGCUGUUUAUUCUUUGUGUUGCGCAGUGUACUAGUAAACCCAAAAAGCUAAGCAUCAAUGGAGACCUGGCUUACAUAAAAGACAGAAAUGGUGAUUUACCAUCAUAUACAAGUCUGUACCCCUGCGAAAAGGGGCCCAAAAAGUCACUAUUUUACCUUGCAUCUGUUGUACCAUCAAGCGAAAAAGCUCCACUUUUGGAAUAAGGAUUUAAAUGACUUUUAGUAUCCAUUCAUGCACUUUUGUUGUACUUUUCACAUUCACUGCAUAUUUUAUGAGAACGUUUUGUGGCUGCUACAGCCAGGCUUUUGUCUUUAACACAGCGUGUUUGAAGUUGGUGUUAGGCUGUUUUGUAUGUUGUUAGAAAUGUAACAUAUAGAUUAUUAUUAAUGUCUUGGGACUAUUAUUCAUAAAUGGUGUAUUGUUAAAUGUAACAUGUGUUAACAAGAUAUAUUUGUCGUAUUGUUGUAGGUAGUAGCAUGAAUUUCUCAAUAGUUAAAAUUUUCUGGCUGGCUAGUAAUCCAUUCCGGACACUCCAUACUACCUGUGUUCUGUGUAAAAAAAAAAUCAGACCCAGAAAAGCAGUGCUCUCGGAAAAGAAAUUAGCGAAGAAGUUUAUUGAUCAUAAGAAGAUGCGGAUCUCUUCAGGAGCUGGGGGAGACGGAAGAUCGUUUUUCCUCCGGGAUAAAAACACAGAGUUUGGAGGACCUUGUGGGGGAGAUGGGGGUAAUGGUGGAGAUGUGGUUGCUAUUGCUGAUAGAAAUGUUAAGUCAUUAGAAAAUGUGAAAUCUUUUUAUAAAGCGAAAGAUGGAGAAGAUGGUGGCAAAUAUAAUGGGACUGGUAAAUCUAGGCAUUCCUUGCUUAUAAAACUACCUGUUGGGACGUAUUUAAGGAAAGAAGAGUCAAGAGAAAUUUUAGCUGAUCUAAUGACACAUGGUCAAAAACAGACGCUGUGUAUCGGGGGUAUUGGUGGAAAAGGUAAUUCGUUUUUUGUGAGUAGUACUAAUACUACACCUGAAAAAUGCACUCGAGGUACGCCAGGUGAGAGUAUGGUAAUCAUUGCUGAACUGCGAACACUUGCUCAUGGUGGAUUGGUGGGGUUUCCUAAUGCUGGUAAGUCUACUAUACUACGAGCAUUGACCAGAGCAACCCCUGCAAUUGGUGAUUAUAGUUUCACUACAUUAAGACCUCAUGUUGGGAUAAUGCAUUUCAGUGACUUUACACAAAUCGCGAUAGCAGACACACCUGGUAUUAUUGAAGGAGCGCACAAAAACAAAGGACUUGGAAUUCGUUUCCUUCGUCAUAUAGAACGUUGCAGGUUUCUGCUUUAUAUUGUGGAUAUGUCAAUGCCAGAACCUUGGAUGCAGUUACACCAUUUACAAAACGAAUUUCAUUAUUACGAUACCAGUUUGACUGAAAGACCCUGCAUUGUAGUUGCAAACAAAAUGGACCUACGAGAGUCUACAGACAAUUUUCCUGAGUUUGUAAAUCAAGUAAAGUUAUUAGAUCCUACUUUGGAAAUUUUUGCAAUUUCGGGUAAAAAUGGAAACCAGUUAGAAAUAUUGAUCACAAAAAUUAAAACGCUUUAUGAUGAUGAUAUUGUAUCUGACAAAAUGUAUGGCAAUACAACACCAUUUGAGUGGUAAUGCAAAGUGCUGAUACCUUUUUAGCAUUUUCACGUUGACCAAACACUAAUUAAAAACAAGUUGAUGGUUC